CGUAAACUCGAAACGGUGCUAACGUAUCUUACGUGGUGUGAUACAAAUUAAACUGUCUUUAAUGUGCAUUAUAUGUCGUAUCUCGUUAGAUUAGUGUUUUGCCAUAUAUCGUAUUAUUAUAAUACCUUUGUUGUGUUUAAAAUGGUGCUUCCCAUCACUCCCACCAAGGCGGAAUGAGGGCAGGUCCGGUAUUUGGUUACAGUUCCGGGCCAAGCACUGACGUCCAGCGUCGUGAUAUAUAAAACCUUCCUCAAGACCAACCUUCAUUAUGAGUAAGAUGUUAUGUAGAACAAAGCUUCACGAGGCAGCUUUUAGAGGUGAUGCUAUAGAAGUAAGAGAUCUGUUGGCAUCUGGAUCAGACGUCAAUUGCAAAAACAGAUUUGAAGAAACGCCAUGUCACCUCGCAUCCCUCAAAGGAAGAGUUCCUGUCAUCAAAUUGCUUUUGGGAAGUGGAGCCAGUGUUAAUGCAUUAAAUAAGAAUGGGGAAACUCCUCUACACAGAGCCAUUGAUAGUUCCUGCAAAGAAAGUGUUGAAAUACUCCUGGCUCAUAGUGCAGAUAUCACUCUUAGAGAUGCGAAAGAGCACACUCCGCUGCAUCAUGCCACCAUCAAGAGAAAAAAGGAAAUAAUGAAGAUUCUGAUAAAAGUUGGUUCAGAUCUCUACAACCUAAACAAGUCUGGAAACACUGGCGCCCACCGCGCUGCUUUCAAUGGGAAUGAUGACGUCCUUGAGAUUCUCCUCCAGGCUGGGUUUAAUGUCAAUUAUGAGAACAGCGAUGGUAACACACUGCUUCAUCUCGCUGCACGAGAGGGCCAUGUGACAACUGUGCAGCUACUGAUCUCCAACAAUGCGCAGCUUAAUGUUUGCAACAGCAAUGAUAAAACUCCCGUUCUCCUAGCUGCUGCUAUGGGACAUACCAAUAUUGUUGUCAACCUCCUUGAUUUGGGAGCAUGCCCUUACACCAACACUGGCUAUUCUGUCCUACAUGCAGCUGCGUACACCAACAGGAUUCACACUCUUAAGGCUGUUGUGGCUAAGUUUUCAGAGAGGGAUUUGCUCAGUAAUUUAUGGCAGAACUUAACAGCUGAAGACGUAGCCAGUAUUUCAGGUAGUAGUGACAGUUUUUGGUGCCUCAGGAAACAGUCACUGUAUCUUGAGAGGCCUGAAUCUCAUCUAGUGUCUACUUUGAAAGAGUGCAGGUCUCGGUAUGAAGGUAGUGGCUCUGCCUUUGUCAAAAGAGGAAGAGUUUUUUCCGUGUGGGAGCAAUCGCGUCUCUUUAAGAGCAUCAAGGAUGGUGCUGCAGAGAUGCACUACAUGGAUGAGAAAGGGAACACCAUACUUCAUGUAGCACUGGAAGCUGGAAAUGAGGUUGUAGCUGAUAUGCUCAUAGAAACUGGAGCCCUUGUGGUGGCUCAAAACCACAAGGGCCAGACACCGCUGGAUGUUGCUCUGAACAAACAAAAGUAUGUGAACCUUAGAAAACCCGACUUGCAGGACAGCAGAUAUGACGCAUUCCUACACAUACUCCUUCUAAGUGUGGUAACUCAAACAGUAGGACUUGAAGUUGAUAACAAUUCAAGUCAAAUUCACUUUGACAACAGCCAAGAUACCUUGGAUAGAAGUAUACUAGGAAUAAAACUAGAAAUCAUCAAGAAUUUCAGCAAACUGGUGUCCAGCUCAGUUUUGUACGACCCUGUGGGGAGUUGUGGAAGGCAUAUCUUACCUUUGGCCAUAACGACGAAUAACGGGAUGCUAUUGCCACUCUUAUUAGCUUCGGGGUUUCCUCUCACUACAAGUGACUCUGGACUGGGGAUCGUGCAAGUAGCUUGGCUGACACCAGAUAUUACAACAUGGGUAGUCAUGGUAGUUACAAGAGCUGUCAUCAAUCAACUUCAGUCUGAUCUUGAUGCAUUAAAGAUCAUCACAAAUGUAGACCCUCAUGAGAAAAGCAUGCUUGAUAUCCUGAUACGAGCCAUUUCCAACCUGAUUAAAAGCUUAUGGGGGUCGAAACCCUGGGAAGCACAAUUCAAAUGCCCUGAUGAUGUGACACCAACACAACUUUAUGUAACUGCCAGUCUCUAUGGGGUAACUUUAACAGCUUGGUACAUCUGGAGGGCCGGUGCUAGCAACUUCCACAGGACCUGUCCUUUCUGUAGGUGCAAUGCUCUUGAAGGAGCCUUGUCAAACAAGUGUUAUUCAACUGCUUUUCGACUGGUUGUGGAUAUGGAUGCUAAUCCCUUUUUGAAAAACAAGGAUAGAGAGGUAUCUAUUAAUAUUUUCCCAGAAGAUAUGCAGUUAUUGGAGGUCAUGCUGGGAAAAGAGUACCGGAUCCUUGAGAAGAGAAUGGAGAAGAGUAAACAUGAAAGUGAGAAGCAGAAAAUCCAACAAGUCAUCAUUUUGCUCAUGGUUUUGUUUUUACAGUACAAACUGAAACAAGGGUCAGAAGACUGGAAGAUUUUCUUAUGCUUCAUUUUAGAUGCACAUUCCAGGAUAAAGGAAGAGAUACCAUCGCAUCCAUCUGCUUUCUGGAUGGCAUCCCUUGAGAAAAUACUCUUAGCAGAAGGAACUGAGAACGUCAGAUUGACAUCAUCAGCGAUGUAUUCAGGUAUGAUGAGAAACAUCUUGUCCUAUGUUGAAAAACUUUCCAGAACACUGAAGAAGUUGGACCUCACCAAUGAAGAGGAUCAUUUCUGUUCUCUGCUUCAUAUUCUGCACGGUACUUUUUCUGAUCCUCAGUGCCCAUGGAAGGAAAACAGGAACAGCAACAAUUUCACUUCCCAGCUGAAGUUUCUAUUCCAAAGGAGUUUGAAGUUUGCAUGUGAAGAUGAAAUGCCGUUAUUUUUGCAUCUGCUUAUCUCUGUAGCCGAAGUGGCAGUCGACUUGGUACUAGAUGAGCUUUGCAAAACUGUGCCUCUGCACCACGCAGCUCAAAAUGGCAUAACCUCUGCUGUCGUGUAUCUUUUAGACUGUGGAGCAUCCCCAACUCUCAAAGAUGCAUCAGAUAUAUUACCUGUUCAGUAUGCCUUUAUGUUUGGGCAUAAAGCAACUGCAGAGAUACUAAAGACCACAGAUAACAAUGAGAUGCCUGACAGUAAUACUUACCUGGAUUUUCAUGACACUUAUCUGAGACUCUAUGGGUUGGACCCGAGUGGCAAUGUAGAGUCUAGAUAUUAUCAUGUUCAGUGUAAAGAAAAGUUGUUCACAGAUUGCUUCAAGUAUGUUGAAAAUAUAUGGAAAAAAGAAGGUGUAGAAAAAGCUGUUAAUGAAAUUCUUGUUGACUUCCAGAAUGGAGAAGCUCAAGAAAUCAAAGCUUCUGUCACUGCAUUACUUUCGGAGCUGAAUAAAAGAAUAUCUCUGAAAGAUAAGAGAUUCGAGGGUGAAAUACAAUUUGUUGGAAGUUCAGAGGAUAAUGUCAGACUAUAUUGUCCUGACGAAUAUGACUGCAAUCUAAUCUUGAGUAACAUACAGGCCAAACCUGACGGUGAAUUGGAAGCUAAUCUUGUAGACUUGGAUUACGAGAAGGCGGUUGCUUGUGGUCAUCAGAAGAAACUAGAGGUUCGUGUUUUAAGAGAAGAACUCAAAGAAUUUAUAAGUGGGGAAGAAUUCUUGAAUCGUUUUUACCUCACUGCCCGAGAAUCGUUGAUGGAAAUGGAUCCUAAUGUAGGCAGACUGAAGCUAAUGAUGCCUGGAAUUAAGAAAACCCAAGUUGGUAUUGAAAUCUUUUUCUUAUGGUCUGGUACAAAGUACCCAAUGCUCUUUGUAAACAUUGAUUUUGUCCCUACUGUGAAAGCCCCUUGGCCAGACAACCUUCCUAAGCCUAAUUGUAGUCUAGGUAGCAGCUCACUCGCUGAAAUAUAUUUGAAUAAAGUAGAUGGAGAUGAAUGGAGACUGUCCUUUGGCUCUAAAGAGACAAUGAUUAUGCAAAUGCUCCCUGAAUGCAAAAGAAAUGUUUUUCUUGCCUGCAAGAUGAUCUUGGCUGCUCUGAAGACAGAGAGCUGGGUACCUCUGAAGCUCAAGGCCCAUUUCACUUACUGGGACAGUCGGAUGUUUUCCCUCCCUUCAAAAGGAGGGUUUGCUUUGAAGAACUGCUUUUUCCAGGAACUUGAAGAGGUGACAGAUGUAAGUGAAUGGGAAAGUGCACAGCUCUUGACAAGAGCCUGCUCUGUCUUUGAGAGAAUGUGCAUCCUAGGAAGCCCACAAGAGGCUUCAAUUGAUUGCCCCAAACCAGUGAAAGCUUACUUUGGGGGUGAUACGGAAAAGGCAUCUAUUUACUCAUGUGCCCCUGAAAUACUGCACUUUCUGAGGAAUUUUGAUCAAUUUUUGGCGGGGACACCCUGAGUGACAGUUAGUAGGCUGAAUAACUGCAGGAUAGCAUGGUGUGAAAAGAAGUAAUUUUGCAUUUCUUAUUUAUUAUACUUUUUUUGCACUUAGUUUAUUAUUAUUUUACAAUAUUGUUUACUAGCAAUAAACAACAAGUCGCAAGUGAGUGACAUCUUAAGAUAAAUCGUCCAUCUCAUUUGCUAUAUUUCCACGCGAGAGCUUUAAUAGGUCAUCUGCAUAACGGCAGCCAGAAGUUCUCUUGGAAUUUUGUUGCCUUUUAUUGCCUUCAUCAGCAUUCCUUUGGCCACUACCUGCAUCCAUUUCUUAGCCUUUUUCUCCAACUCCUGACCUGUUUAACUAUUACUUCUUGGUGCAACUGUGGAAGUUUCUCUCAGUUCCUUCUUUUUGUGAAUCCCUUGAGCCUGCAGUCUAUCCACUCCAGCGCUGAAUGGACGAAAGUGUCCCAGUGCUUGGCUCGACAACCUUAAUAUCACCAACCAAAUCAAAUCAGUGGCUUUCUGUCUACUUUUGGUCUGCCACCCCGUGGAACGACCCAUGAAACGACUGAGGCGACAAUGACAGGCCAUCCGACCCUUGAAUUGAUGGCUUUUGAAGACACCAACUUGAUGGAUGCUCAUCAGUGAUUCACUCUCUUGCUCUAAAGACUCAUUAAUUAGGUUUUUGAUACUGAGAUAAUGUUGAGAUAAAGUCAUUUACCAUUUCUGUGGCAUACUUGUUGGUCCACUGUGGUCUGUAAUCGCUUCUAUAUUUGUUUUGAGAUGUGUCAUCCAUCUAAAAGUACAACUUAUUUUGUGUUCCAGUGUUCAUGCAACUAUGUACAACGAUGGAGUAUACAUGAUACUGAGCAACAACGUAUAUUUUUAAAUAAAGCUUUUAUUAAA
Macrobrachium nipponense is the source of this 5223-nucleotide messenger RNA. RefSeq lists its product as uncharacterized. Gene Ontology annotation, molecular function: protein binding. The transcript is spliced from 7 exons. Bases 269 to 4339 code for a protein of 1356 amino acids. The record is from RefSeq and is a predicted model, not a curated record. NCBI's taxonomy places the organism in Eukaryota, Metazoa, Arthropoda, Malacostraca, Decapoda, Palaemonidae.